Messenger RNA from Brettanomyces bruxellensis, 3699 nucleotides. RefSeq lists its product as uncharacterized. The record is from RefSeq and is a predicted model, not a curated record. Gene Ontology annotation, molecular function: UDP-glycosyltransferase activity; hexosyltransferase activity. Lineage: Eukaryota; Fungi; Ascomycota; Pichiomycetes; Pichiales; Pichiaceae. The coding region runs from base 1 to 3699 and encodes 1232 amino acids. The transcript has a single exon. Gene Ontology annotation, biological process: carbohydrate metabolic process.
AUGGCGGUAUUCAAUACAAAUAAAAAGCAUAUAAGUCCAGGUGUGAUACAAGGACAGUCAGAUAAUGAUGUUGUCACUGAUAAUACUAGCAGCUCAACUCUAGAUUCAAGUUCACAAUUAUUAAAUGUUGAUUUUCCUUCUAUUCAAAUUGGAGACGACAAUGAUUAUGACAAAUCUUCCAAAACAAAUAGAGAUGGACGUUCAAGAAGGGACAAGCAAGGAAAAUCCAGAUUUUCAAGACUAUCGUUUUCCCCAUCGCACAUCUGGUCGUCCCUUUCUCCUAUGCGGGGUGGAAAAACUGGAGAUAAAGAAGCAGCCAAUCAAUCUGAAGAUGAUGUGAAUACAAAAGUAAGCAGUGAUACAGGAGGUUUACAAUUAGAUAUAAAAUCUGCAACAAGAAGCAGAAGGACAACAGACGCAUCGGCCUCCAUAUUGGGAAUAUCAAGGUCGUUUGCCGGCUUUCUCACUACUGCAAGUGUUUAUGCUGGAUUUGAGGAUUUGCAGGAAGCACAACAGGAAGAAAACGAAAUCAUAGAUAGUGAGGCUGCAGAUUAUGGUGGCACAAAACAAAGUAAAAAUACAAUAUACUCGAAGAGCAAUGCUUCAAAGAGUAAGCUCGAGCUGUCCAUUACAAUUCACAAGCCACUACUUUCUAAGGAAAAGGCUAGAAUGUUUGCUGAGAUGCUCAGACAACGGUUUAAAAUCCCCGAUGACUGUGAGUUUGUUUCCGAUUACAACUGUUGGUUAAUGGGUGAUGUUCUUCUUCAAGGACACCUUUUCAUCACAACGCAGUUUUUGUUUUUCUCAGCAUACUUGCCCAAACGGCAGCCUGAGAAGAUAAUACAGCAGGGAACAUUAUCAGUGAAGUCUGCAAUAUUACACCGGAGAUGGAUUAUCUUGAAGGAAGGAACGCUUUCUGUGUUUUCGCAUUCCAAUGACUUGUACUUCCCAGAUAUGGUAUUGGACCUCAAGGCGGCCUUAAGAGCGGAAAUAUACUAUAAAUCGAAAAAGAGCGGCACAGGGAAGGAGAAAACGUCGGAGAGUGCUCCGGUCUGGUUCAAAGUCCUUACACCGAAAAAGGCAUACUGGUUUCAGGCAGACAGCAUGAGCUCGGCCCGUUCGUGGGUGUCGGCAAUCAAAAAACAAAUAUUUCAAAGCAGAAAUAAAGGGGACCAAGCCAUUGUGAAGAUACCGCUUAGGAGCAUUCUUGAUUUUGAGCUUACGACAGUUCUUGGUGAGACGAAGAAUUUGCGAAUCAAGGUGAUCGAGAAUGCAGACUCUUAUGCCAUAGACGACUACUUUCUCUUGCUUUUUUCCGAUGGCGCAAAAGUGGCUGGAGACAUUCGAAAUGUUGUGGAUCGUGCCGGAGUGAAACUUACAGAUGGCAGAAAUGAGGAGGAGUGUGCACAGUUUGUGAAACGUAAGGCUGAGCUCAUGAAGGAGAUCAAUGAAGGCAUUGAGACGUCAAAUUGUAUGAUUCGAGAUCCGGAAAGCAUACAGAAGGAGACAAAAAAGAUUAAGGAUGGGUCUCAGCCGGAGUCCGUAGAGGUGCAAUCACCCGAUUCAGCCACAAGUUCGACUUUCCAGCGUGUAUCGAAGGCUGCAGCCUCUGGAAUUUCUACAAUCACGAGGAAUUUAUCGUACAAGCAGCAGCAGAUUGUUCACGUAGGGUCUGAGUUCGUUGGUGAUCCAUUCUACAUUUUCGACAAGACGGCAAGAGAGAAGAAGCAGAGCGGGUUUUUGAAGGCUUUCUCGCUUCACGAUCAAGAACUCAGAGCAAUAUAUCACGGUUACUGUCUCAGAGGACUCCCCGUGUAUGGAAAAGUGUUCAUCAGUACCGACUACCUCUGUUUCCAGUCAUCUCUUCCUGGUUCGAAUACCCUGAUGAUUCUUCCACUUACAGUUCUGGAAAACGCCUCGAAAGAGAAGGGGUUCCGGUUCGGAUACUGCGGAUUGGUGGUGGUAAUAAAAGGCCACGAGGAGCUUUUCUUUGAAUUUUCAACUGAAAAGGCACGUGACGACUGCGAGUGCCAGCUUCUCCGGCAGAAAGAUAGAAUGAGAAAUAACGAUAAAAGAAGACACAGAAGCUACAAGGGCAGCCAUGCAAGUACAAGCACUGCCUCGCACUCCAAUAGUCCCGAAUCGUCCGAGUCAGCGCCAACGUUGACCUCGGCCAGGAUAAAACUUGUAGAAAGCAAAUUGAACGACGAGAUUGGGGCAGAUGUGCCAAUUCUGAUCGAGGAUAAUCCCUUACAGCGCACAGUUCUCAAGCCCUUGAAACACUACAGAUUCACGUUGCUUACAAUUGGAUCCAGGGGCGAUGUGCAGCCGUAUAUAGCACUAGGCAAGGCAUUGAAAAAGGAAGGCCAUUCAGUGAGAAUCGUGACCCAUGGGGAGUUCGAACCCUGGAUCAAGUCGCACGGGUUGGAAUUUGCACCGAUUGCCGGCGAUCCGUCCGAAUUGAUGUCUCUAAUGGUGAGCCAUCCGACAAUCAGCUACUCGUUUGUGCGAGAGGCCAAGUCCAAGUUUUCAUCCUGGAUUAACGAGCUUUUAGACACCUCUUGGAAGGCUUGCCAGGGAACAGACGUGCUUAUUGAGUCUCCAUCAUCAUUUUCCGGUAUCCAUAUUGCAGAGGCACUUGGCAUUGCAUACUUUAGGGCAUUUACUAUGCCGUGGUCUCGGACUCGGGCAUAUCCGAAUGCUUUUAUGGUUCCCGACCAGAAAUUGGGCGGAUCGUACAAUUACAUGACACACGUUGUUUUUGAAAACGGAUACUGGAGAGGAGUGUCGACCCAGGUGAACAAAUGGAGAGAGAACACUCUGCACAUUCCGCGGACGACUUUGGCAGCACUAAAGCAGAAUUCCGUGCCCUUUUUGUACAACAUGUCGCCGGUUGUAUUUCCGCCAAGCGUAGAUUUCCCAGAGUGGGUCAAAGUUACCGGAUAUUGGUUCUUAAACGAGGGCCACGAUGACUACAAACCACCCGAAAAGCUCAAAAGCUUCAUAAAGGAUGCCAGGCGCAACCAUAAGAAGCUAGUGUACAUAGGUUUCGGGUCAAUUGUAGUGGAGGACCCGCACAAGAUAUCGUUUGUAAUCACGCAGGCCGUUCUCAGGGCCGGUGUGUGGUGUGUGUUGAAUAAGGGCUGGUCAGAGCGUGGCAAGAGUAAGGGAAACAGCCAAUGCACUGAUUCUAGCAAAAAUCCUCGCGAUACAUCUCGUAGAAUGGACGAGUUCCCACCAGAGAUCCUCAGCAUCGGCUCUAUUCCGCAUGACUGGCUUUUCCCACGCAUCGACGCAGCCGUACAUCACGGAGGCUCUGGAACAACCGGUGCGUCGCUCAAAUUUGGCCUUCCAACUGUCAUCAAACCUUUUUUCGGAGACCAGAAGUUCUAUGCGAACCGGGUGGAGGAUCUAGGCUGUGGAAUAGCCUUGAAAGAGUUGACUGUGAGUAGUUUGGCGUCUGCCUUAAAGGAAAUCACCACCAACAACCGGCUAAUGCAGAAGGCUGAGGCCAUUGGGUCGAUGAUUUGCAAAGAAAACGGAGUGCAAAAUGCCAUUGCUGCAAUAUACAGCGAAAUGAAGUACGCCAAGAACUUGUCCUUGCAGAAAAGACGGGCAUCAGUUGCGGAUGAUGAUAAAGUUGAAUGCAAGCUGGACGAGGUAACUUCGGAGGAUGGGGAAUCAUGGCUGCUGGUAUAA